ACCAUUCGAGUGGUCGACCAGCUCACAGCAGUAGCGGCUGAAAUCGUAUCCUUCUCCAAGGAUAGUGCAGUGGUGGUGUCAGGUGCUGGCACCAGUGGCAGAAUAGCUUUUCAGGUGGUUGUCUGUUUCAACGCUGUGCUCAGGAGAUACGGCUUGCCACCCUGCUUCCACUUCCUCAUCGCAGGAGGGUUGCCAGCCCUACUCAAGGCGCAGGAGGGGGCGGAGGACAACCAGGAGGCAGCAGCGGCGGCUCUGAGGCGAGUCGAGGCAAGAGGCAAUCCAUGGGGGAAGCCGUGCGGGCGAGUGCUCUAUAUCGGCAUCAGCUGUGGCCUCAGUGCACCCUACGUGGCAGCACAAGUCAAGUACGCCCUCUCCCAGUCACACUACGCCGUUGCUGUCAUGGGCUUCAAUCCGCCCUCUCUAGCUCCAAACACCAAGGGCGCUCCAGGCGUCACCUUCCCGUCUGUCCUUCAAGAGUUGAGGGCUCGUAUUGAUGCUGCUGAAGCAGAGGGGGAAGUCGCAAGGCACUUCAUCCUCUCCCCUGCUGUUGGCCCGGAGACCAUAACAGGGUCCACGCGGCUCAAGGGCGGCACUGCCACCAAAAUCCUUCUGGAGACCAUUUUCAGCCGAGCCAUCGCCCGAGUACUACGCCUGCCUGCUCUCGGAAGCUAUGCAGGAGUGCCCCUCCUACUCAUCAACCCUCCCCCCGAGCUCACUCCCGAUGACAAAACAGCGGUUCGGCGGGCGGCACGGGUAGGCUGGGGCCGAACCGAGGCUGCCCCCGCGGCUCGGUAUGGCGAUGUGAUGGCUGCUUACGAGGGGGCGAUGAGGGGAGUUUACCAGCAAUUACCCGGAAUUGUGGCCCUCACCCGUCUCUUCCAUCACUCCAUCAGCACGGGCGGCCGGGUCAUGUACAUUGGAGACGACUCACUGGGCCUCGUUGGCUUGAUAGACGCAUCAGAGCAGGUUCCCACCUUUGGGGCACGCCCAGGCUCCUUCCAAGGCUUCUUUGUUCCUCCCGCCUCCUUUCUCUCCUCUCAUCUCCCUAUCUCGCUCCCUCCCGCCCCCUCUCCUCCCCCUCAGACGCCUCAGAACAGAGCCUCUGAGGGCAAUCAGCACAGACCACUUUCUGCACGCGGUCCUCCCCACCACACGAGUCACACGUGCUACAGCCACAGCUGUUCCCUCUCCCUCUCCUCACCGCUCACUCGUCUUUCCUCCCUUGUCGUAUUUCCCUUUCUUCUCCCCCUCUCAUCCCGUGCCUUAUUCCCUACUCGUUCUCCCUCCUGUGCUGCCUCCAGUGCCAACGACACUGUUCUCCUGUUGGAGUCACACGUGCUACAGCCACAGCUGUUCCCUCUCCCUCUCCUCACUGCCCUGCACGCACGAGCCAAGCAGGGUCUGCUGUCCCUCGCUUUGCUAAGUGUCGGUGUGGCACCCCAUGAUCGGCUUUUAAUGGUAUAUGAUGAUGAAGAUGGUGUGGAGGAGGGGAAGGAGCGGGAGGAAGAGAGUGAAGGGGAGGGGAGUGAGGUGGAGGGGAGUGAGGAGGAGGAGGGGGAGGAGGGGGAGGAGGGGAGGGAGGAGGAUGAGGAGGGAGAGGAGGAGGGGGGUGAGCAUGCGGAGGGCGGAGCGGAAGCGCAGGGCGAGGAAAGGGAGGAGAAAGUGGGGGAGGUGGAAGAGGAUGAAGAGGAGGAAAGAGGAAGCAGUGAUUCGGGGGUGCUGGUGGGGAGGGAGUUAGGAGAGGAGGAGAGAUUGGCUGUAGAUAAGGAGAGAGAGGGUAAGUCUGGGGACGGGAAUGAGGAGGGGGACGAGGAGGGGAGUGAGGAGGGGAGUGAGUGGGAGUCAGUGGAUGGGGAUGAAACCGAGCAUCUGCUUCACAGUAGCGCCACAGGGCAAGCUUGUGAGUCUACUCAGAAGCCUCCUGGUGAUGCGGCAGCAGCAGCAGCAGCAGAAGCUGAAGCCAAGGCUGAAGCUGUAGCAGCAGCAACAACAGCACUAGCUGAAGCAAAAGCGGGCGCAGGAGUUGAUGCAGAGACGGAAGCAGCAGCAGGUGACACAGGAAUCAGGAAGCGGAGACCCAAGCCAAUGGACUCCGCAUCUGCUCUCUUCUCAGACAUUCCAUUUUCCUCCUUCCCCUCUUCUCUAUCCUCCUCUUCCACUUCCUCCCCUAUGGCCUCCUAUUUCUCCUCUCCUUCCCCCCACCCACUCAAUCCCACCUUUCUCCAGGUCUCCAUCUCCCUUCCCGCUCCCUCCGCCGCGCCUCUCCUUCCCCGUACCGACCUCUUUGCACAACUAGCAGUGAAACUGGCUCUUAACGUUGCUAGUAGCGGAGCACAUGUGCUUCUAGGCAAAGUGUACAGUAACCGCAUGGUGGACCUUAGAGUGAGUAACGAGAAGCUCUUUAAGAGAGCGGUGAGGGUGGUGGGGGAGCUGGCAGGGGUUGGAGAGGAGGAGGCGGAGAGGUGUGUGAGGAGGGCUAUAGUGAUUGCUGAAAGGGAAGAAGGGAUGGAAGGGAGGGCGGGGAGGGAGGGGAGGGUGAAGGGAGAGGUUGGGGAUGAUCAGGGGGAUUGCAUGAGAAGGACGGUUGAGGAGAUGGUGAGGGUUGGCGCGAAGAUGGAGAGAAUAGUGCCGACUGCGAUUCUGCUGGCAGCUGGGUGCUUUGAUGAUGAAGAGGGCACUAGGGAUGCAACACUUAGCAACAGGAGUGUGCGGAUGCUAGUUGUCGAUGCGUUGAAGAGGAAGACCUAG
Messenger RNA from Closterium sp. Naga37s-1, 2748 nucleotides. NCBI's taxonomy places the organism in Eukaryota, Viridiplantae, Streptophyta, Zygnematophyceae, Desmidiales, Closteriaceae. The record is from the annotation of a GenBank genome assembly.